AUGGGACUCUUACAGAAGUUCAUCCCUCCCCAUGACCGCUAUGCGGCGCUCAUGCUCUAUGGCAUGGUGUUUUCCACCUGUUUCAAUGGAUAUGAUGCCGGUAUUAUGACCGUUAUCCUGGCGGAUAAACAAUUCAAGCAUUAUUACAAUAUCGACUCUACCAGGAGUGGUGUCAUUGCCACUAUUCCCUGGGCUGCAACGGGUUUGGCACAGCUUUUUGUAGGAGGAACCUUGGCUAGCUUUGUAGGCAGACUCUGGGCUCUGCGGAUAUCCAUCUGUGUAAUGAUUAUUGGGGUGUAA
Lachnellula hyalina is the source of this 300-nucleotide messenger RNA. RefSeq lists its product as uncharacterized. The coding region runs from base 1 to 300 and encodes 99 amino acids. NCBI's taxonomy places the organism in Eukaryota, Fungi, Ascomycota, Leotiomycetes, Helotiales, Lachnaceae. The record is from RefSeq and is a predicted model, not a curated record. The transcript has 2 exons.